GCACUAAACGGAGGUCACGCAUGCGCACAAGCUUCUGUUUCUAGACAUUUCGACAAAGUGGAAGAGAGCUGUUAUCCUUUAUCACUAUCUCUAAAGCCUUUCAUAUAGAGAUACGGUGACUUUAUAAUGGAUCUGGAAGGUGGCACGUAUGAACCUGGUUUUGUGGGCAUCAGGUUCUGUCAGGAGUGUAAUAACAUGUUGUAUCCUAAAGAGGAUAAAGAAAACCGCAUCCUGCUCUAUGCUUGCAGAAACUGCGACUAUCAACAAGAAGCCGACAACAGCUGCAUCUAUGUGAACAAAAUCACCCAUGAGGUUGAUGAACUCACUCAGAUUAUUGCAGACGUGGCUCAAGAUCCAACACUGCCUCGGACAGAGGACCACCCUUGCCCAAAGUGUGGCCACAAGGAGGCGGUGUUCUUCCAGUCUCACAGCAUGAAGGCUGAGGAUGCCAUGAGGCUUUACUAUGUAUGUACUGCCCCACACUGCGGCCACAGAUGGACAGAAUGAGGAGGAUAAAGUCACGAAUGACAUAAGAUGAGGAGUUCUGGGGUCCCGCGUCACUAUAGUUCCAUUCCUGAACAUUAUUUCUCCGUUUAGGGGACGUCUGUUGUGGAGUGGACGUAUCUUUACUGUGCCCCAACUGUAGGUCACUGAUGCAUUUGUGAAUAAACUGGUGUUUGAUUUUAGUUUUUAGUGAACAAACACCAGUGACUCGUCCUUUGACCUGAAGUGUUUAUAGUUUUUCAUUUUAAUUCUACACAGUGUAUUUUUUGAAGGUUUGUAAUAAAAUAUUACAAAAAAAUAAGUUGAGUUUUUUUAUUUUCAAAAGUUAGGCUAUACACUGUGUGCAGAAUUAUUAGGCAAGUUGAUAUUCUGGUCAUAUUUUUUUUCCAAGAACAUUUUACCAAUUCCAAACCACAUCAAUCUUAAUAACUACUAGUGAUUUUUUUAUUUAAUAAUUUAUAAGUGAUAUAUAAUUGUCCAUGAAGGCUGAUAGUCAGAAACUUCUUAUUUCAGGUGUGCAGAAUUAUUAGGCAGGUUUUCCUUUACAGAUAAAAUGAGCCAAAAAAGAGAUUGAACUCAAGAAUAAAAGUUAAAAAAAUGAUUAAAUGCCCAUGAGAAGGAUGCAAUACUAAUGCAAUAAUAGAAUUAGCAAAGUUAAGGCAUGACCAUUGGGCGGCGAAAUGCUCAUUGGGUCAGCACGGUCAGAAAAAACAGGUGGAGAGGAAAAGACACCUUAACUGCAAAAGAAUUAAGAAUUAAGGUGAAGAAUUAGGUGAGAAACCAUCAGGAACCAUUUAGUCUUCAGCACCAUCAUUUUCCAGAACUGCAACGUUCCUGGAGUUUCCAGAAUUACAAGGUGUCAGGUUCUCAGAGACUUUGCUUGGGUAAAAAAAUAUUUUAAAUGACUCUCACUUAAUAAGAAUAACAUGCUGAAGUGUUGUGAAAUACAUGAAGACUGAUUUUGUAUAGGAUUUAUGGACAGAUAAGUUGAGAGUGACUCUUGAAGGACCAGCAUCUCUUGUGCCACUGUUUGAAGAAUUUAUCUUCCAGAAUCUGGCAGUAAGUUUUAGGAGCUCAUUUUAGUUCAUCUCCUAUUCUGAAAAAACUAAAUGUUAAAAUGUUCUUGGAAAAAAAAAUAUGACCAGAAUAUCAACUUGCCUAAUAAUUCUGCACACAGUGUAGUUUGGAUUCUGGGUACUGUUUUUAUUCAAUGGUGGCUUGGAGUAGGGCUUCACGGUUAAUUGAAAUAAAAUAGUGCUGUCAAAUGAUUAAUAAUGAUUAAUCGCAUCCAAAGUAAAAGGUUUAAUUGACAUAAUAUAUAUAUGUGUGUGUGUGUGUGUGUGUGUACUGUGUAU
Molecule: messenger RNA, 1859 nt
Organism: Onychostoma macrolepis
Lineage: Eukaryota; Metazoa; Chordata; Actinopteri; Cypriniformes; Cyprinidae
Gene: polr2i
Product: RNA polymerase II subunit I
Exons: 6
Coding region: 127-507 (126 amino acids)
Biological process (GO): DNA-templated transcription; transcription initiation at RNA polymerase II promoter; maintenance of transcriptional fidelity during transcription elongation by RNA polymerase II
Cellular component (GO): RNA polymerase II, core complex
Molecular function (GO): nucleic acid binding; zinc ion binding; DNA-directed RNA polymerase activity
Source: RefSeq, a predicted model, not a curated record